Molecule: messenger RNA, 1825 nt
Organism: Cornus florida
Lineage: Eukaryota; Viridiplantae; Streptophyta; Magnoliopsida; Cornales; Cornaceae
Product: probable serine/threonine-protein kinase WNK4
Exons: 5
Coding region: 1-1611 (536 amino acids)
Biological process (GO): intracellular signal transduction; protein phosphorylation
Cellular component (GO): cytoplasm
Molecular function (GO): protein serine/threonine kinase activity; ATP binding
Source: RefSeq, a predicted model, not a curated record
AUGGGCGUUUCAGUAUUGAGAAUGGAGUUGAUGGAGCACAGUUCAAAGAUUAAUGCCCCAGUUGAUGGGCAGACAUUGAUACUGCACCUACGAGCUAGCAUGGAAGGGAUUUUCGCCAAACACUUUGGACAUGAUAUAGUUGAUAAAAUGUUUGAUCGGGCUUUUAAAAAAACCUGCAGAGAGCUUCAAAGUUCAAUUGAUUUUGUGGUUCAAAUGCAGACAUUUAAAGCUUUGAUAAUGGAGAAUGCACGCUCUAGAUCGUCUGGAGAAAAAGUCAUUGAGGCUUGUGUGUGCGUGGACAUUCUUAACUGUUUGACUGAGUUGUUGGAGAAAAAAUCUAAAGCUAGAGAAAAAGCAAAGAUUGAAGAGGCUGUUGUUGUUGAGAAAUCUCCGGACGGCCAAUACCUUCGUUAUGCAGAGAGAUUGUAUUCAGAGGCUCACCUUCUGAAGUCAUUGAAACAUGAAAACAUUGUCAGGUGGGAGGAUGAGAAGAACAAGACUAUCAACAUCAUCACUGAGUACUUCACUUCUGGGAGUUUGAGGCAAUUUCAUACAAAGCAUAAGAGGUUUCAUAUAGUCGCGAUUAAGAAGUGGGCGAGGCAGAUUGUCCGAGGUUUACACUAUCUCCACAGUCACACCAUUAUUCAUGAAGAUCUCAAGUGUGAGAAUAUUUUUGUGAAUGGCAAUAGUGCAGAGUUAAAAAUUGGGGGUCUUGCGUUGGCUUCUGUUAUGCAUUCUCCAAGUAGUGGUGUUGGCACUCCUGAAUUGGUUUACCAACUGUUUGAUAUAUGUUCCUUUGGAAUGUGCCUGCUAGAGUUGGUUUCUUGUGAAAACCUAUAUAGUGAAUGCAAAAGUCAAGCACAAGUAUAUAAGGUUUUGUCUGGGUUGAUGAAGCCAACUGCUCUUGAGAGGGUGAAAGAUCCCCAAGUGAGGCAGUUUAUAGAGAAGUGUUUGGUUCCAACAUCACUGGGUUUGUCCGUGGCAGAGCUGUUGAAAGAUCCCUUCCUUUCGUCUCCAAAUUCAAAGGGGCUUAUUUGUGAUCCUCUUGUGCCAAUAAAUGUGCCGAAGUCCGAUUCUAUUCUGAUGGACAUAGAAAGUAGCAACAAACUUUCAGCCAGCACGUUUACAGAUCUUUCAGCUCCAGAGUUUCAGUGGUUCAAUGGGAAAAGUGGAUUCGGAUUAAGAGGUCAGAAAGCUGAUGAUAACUCGGUUUCAUUGACCUUGCGUGUUGCUAACUUGUGUGGUCAGGUGAAUACAAUUGAGUUUAAGUUUGAUCUUAAUACUGACACUGUACCCUCAAUAGCUGGUGAGAUGGUUGAACAACUCAAUUUUUUGUCCGAGGAUGAUGAGCCAUCAUUAGUCAAGUUAAUGGACAGGUUGAUUGACAAACUUGUACCCAACUGGAAAAAUUCAUCAGGAAAUGGAUUAACAGGUUCAUAUGGGAAUUCUGCUGUACUUCAACAUGAUCAAAACUCACAAAGUUUGUCUGUUUUGAGAUCCGAUGAUGAAAAUACUGAUCAACACAAAAAAGGUAGUGUUCGGGGGAAUGUCAUAUCGAGUGAACUAAUGAAGGUUUCAGAGAUACCCCUCUGCUGCUUGUGCACUGUCUAAGGAGAUGAGUUUGUUAAGUCUCUUUUCACCAUCUGAAGCAGACGAUGAUCGGUUGAAGCUGAAGCUUAAUGGUAUUGAGAUGGAAUACUACCAACGGCUUUGUGAACUCUUGAGAAUGAGGGAGGAUGCUAUAUAUGAUGCCAGACAGAGGUGUAUAAAAAAGAAUUAGAUAUCUUCUUCAGUUUUUUUCUAUUUUUUUUUUUUUUUUUUUUUU